Messenger RNA from Oryza brachyantha (malo sina), 819 nucleotides. RefSeq lists its product as uncharacterized. NCBI's taxonomy places the organism in Eukaryota, Viridiplantae, Streptophyta, Magnoliopsida, Poales, Poaceae. Bases 41 to 607 code for a protein of 188 amino acids. The record is from RefSeq and is a predicted model, not a curated record. The transcript has a single exon.
CAGCUGCUAGAGAUUAAUUGACGUCAUCGACUCAUCUCCAAUGGAGGAUGAUGAUUGCUUGUGGAAGGGAAUACUCGGCAAUGGCGAGGUCGCGUCCGAGAAGAAGAAGCAGCAGCAGCGUGGGCAGGCGCCACAGGAGAGCGGCGACAGCGCGCUGCGGCGCGCGGCGCGCCGGCUGCUCCCGUGCGUCGCAUGCCUCGUCGUGGCCGCCCACGUCGCGGCGUGCGCCUACCGCGCGGCGGGCGACCCGCGCGAACUCGCCUUCGUCGCCGCGGCGUACGCCAUGCUCGCGGCGCUCCUCUGCUGCGUCGGCAGGUUCGAGGCGCUCGCCGCCGCCGCCGCCAGCGCCGCGGCGGCGGCGGCGAGGGAGCGCCUGAGGCUGCCCGUCUGGGUGCUGUCGACGGCGCUGACCGCCCUCUUCUCGGCGCGCGUCGCGCCCGUGAUGCCGCCGCCGCUGGACGCGCUCGUCGUGGCCAUGGCGGUGCUCGUGGCCGUCGGCGGCUUCUGCUUGCUGUUCCUCUGCGACGCCGGCAAUGUUGAGCCGGACGACGACGACGGCGACGACGACGACGACGAGACAGCUUCUGAUCAUGAUGAGAAAGUGUGAUUUCAAUUAACGGACUGUCCAGAUUACGCUUAAUCAAGUCUUACACUUGAAGCAACGUAUCAUUUCUUCGUAAUUAAUCACAAAUUAACUAGGAAACAAUCAAAUAUAUGUGCAGAAUUUGAAGACGUAAGUGAGAAAGUUUAGCAGAUAUAUAGUGUUGGUGUGUGUAUGUGCAGUGUGAUAUUUUUCUUGCUUAUUAUGUGUUGACUUAA